GAGUCACGGUGUUGCUUAGCAGGGGAUAGUGGAGAAGGCACGGUGCGGGUUGUGUUACCGAGACUGCAUCUCGGAGCUGUAAAAGACGUCAGGCGUAUUGUGCAUAUCUGAUUUGAUCUUUUUGUUGUCAGCGUGAAGUUUGGAAAGCCUGGUGACGAGAGACAUAAUAUUGGAGAGAGAUGAUGAAUCGAAAAAACACACAGCACUCUACCAGCUUCAAAGAAAAAAAUUAUAUCUGUUCCAGGCAAAUGCAGGACAGUGUCCUCAACCCUUCAGCUUUUUAUGCUAAAGAGAAUUAAGAAAAAACAGCAACGCUUCUGGUUUUUGCCCAGAAGAAGGGCAAAAGGAUAUUGAGAAAAUUGGGAUGUCCAGGAUAUUACUAUGAAGAGUGCUGUGGACUGGGAUAACCUUUUGAGACAGAGCUACAGGACCUUACUUAGAACUGGACCGUGCAGAAUGGCUGGAGAAGAAGCAGUAAAGAAGGAAAAGGAGAUAUUUGAUGCUGGUGACUACUUUGGCAUAAUGCAAGUAGAAGAGGUGGAUGAGGAGGAAGAAGUUGAUGAAGAAAUGGAAGAACAAUUUAAAAAGAAACCAAAUCCUGGAAAUGGACCUUGUUUCAAAGUUAUUGUAACAAAUGAGAAUGGACUUCAAGCCUCCAAUCCUGAUAGCGUGUUCCUCAUCGACCACGCAUGGACCUACCGUGCAGAGCAUGCGCGGCACCAGCUGCGCCACGUGCCCGGCCUGCUGCACAGGAUGGCCAACCUCGUGGGCAUCCCCUUCCAUGGAGAGGUUCCGGACGAGGGCAGCAUCGAGCAGGUGCUGCAGGAAAUGUGGAAGUACAGCCAGACCUACCAGCUCUCUCAAGGUACUGCAGAAGAGAAGGUUCCUGUCUGGUACAUCAUGGAUGAAUUUGGAUCACGCAUUCAGCAUUCAGACCAGCCGAGUUUUGCAGCAGCACCUCUGUUUUAUAUGCCUCAGCAAAUUGCUUACACGGUUCUCUGGCCUUUGAGAGACCUUGAAACUGGUGAUGAAGUCACUCGUGAUUAUGCUUACGGGGAGACGGAUCGCCUGAUCAGGAAGUGUGUUUUGUUACCCUGGGUGCCUACUGAAAUGUUGGAUGUCAGCUGUUCUACUCCAGAGCCACCAGAUGAGUAUUACCAGGCAAUUUUAGCAGAAAACAAGGAAAAACUUCCUGUAGCGAUAAAUCCACCCGUUUAUGCCAAAGACAAAGUUUUCAAGGUUUUCACAGACAUUCAGCAAGUCCUCAACAGCCUGACACAUCCCCGUUUUGUAUUCACAGACAACGAGGGAGAAGCAGACAUCCUCUACAACUUCUCACACUUCAAAGAUUAUAGGAAGCUGAGUGAGGAGAGGCCUGAGGUAAUGGUGAAUCAGUUCCCAUGUGAGAACCUCCUGACUGUCAAAGACUGCCUGGCAUCCAUUGCUAGACGAGCUGGAGGACCAGAUGGGCCGAGGUGGCUGCCUCGGACUUUUAACCUCCAGACAGAAUUGCCUCAGUUCAUCAGCUGCUUCCAGCAACGUGACAGAAGAGGAGAAGAUAAUCACUGGAUAUGCAAACCAUGGAACCUGGCCAGAAGUCUGGAUACCCAUAUCACCAAUCACCUGAACAGCAUCAUCAGGCACAGGGAAAGUAGCCCAAAGGUGGUGUGCAAAUAUAUCGAGGAGCCGGUGCUGUUUGAGCGCGAGGACGUGGGGCUGGUGAAGUUCGACGUGCGCUACGUGGUGCUGCUGCGCUCCGUGCGGCCUCUGCGGCUCUACAGCUACGAUGUGUUCUGGCUGCGCUUUUCCAACAGGGCAUUUUCACUUGACGACUUGGAUGACUAUGAGAAGCACUUCACUGUCAUGAAUUAUGCUCCUGGUGUGACAUUGAAACAGGUGCACUGUGAAGACUUUAUUCCUCUGUUUGAAAAACAAUAUCCUGAAUAUCCUUGGACAACAGUACAAGCAAGUAUUUUUAAGGCAUUUGCUGAAUUGUUCCAAGUUGCUACAUCUAAGCCUGCCCCUCUUGGCAUCUGCGAUUAUCCAUCUUCAAGAGCAAUAUAUGCCAUUGACUUGAUGCUUAAAUGGGACACCAGCAGAGAUGGGAAAAGAGUUAUGCAGCCUCAGAUCUUGGAGGUGAACUUUAAUCCUGACUGUGACAGAGCCUGCAAAUACCACCCUACCUUUUUUAAUGAUGUCUUCAGCACCCUAUUUCUGGAUGACACAGACAACAGCCAUGUGACACGCAUUGUGUAACUACAGGAGAUUUGACUCCCAUCAAUUUCCUUGUCAGAUAUGCUUAACAGCAGGAUUUAUAUUUCAGUUCUAUGAGCUGCUGAUGCAACUGUUUUCCUGUACUGAUCACCAGGGGAAAAAAUGGUAUCAGAAAAAUAUGCCUAUAAUGUAUUGAUAAUCCCUUUGUCUGCAUUGUCCUUGUCUUGCUUUUGUUCUUUCUGUAAAACAUUGUUGCGUGUUGACAAAGUGUCUUGUUUAUUGAAUAUUGGAGACCUCAGAGUAGGACUUGUUUUUCAGGUAGCCUGACUGCUUGCUUGCUGGGAAACGUUGCACAAGUUCCUUGUGUCAACAUUAAAAAUAUAAUUUACUGAAUCA
Messenger RNA from Passer domesticus (house sparrow), 2610 nucleotides. RefSeq names its product tubulin tyrosine ligase like 12 (gene TTLL12). NCBI's taxonomy places the organism in Eukaryota, Metazoa, Chordata, Aves, Passeriformes, Passeridae. Gene Ontology annotation, cellular component: cytoplasm. The record is from RefSeq and is a predicted model, not a curated record. The transcript has 15 exons. Gene Ontology annotation, biological process: protein modification process. The coding region runs from base 382 to 2256 and encodes 624 amino acids.